GCUAUAGGCCUCAGCUGCAGCUCUGAUUCAACCCUUAGCCCAGGAACUUCCAUAUGCUGCAGGUACAGCCUUGAAAAAAAUAUCUGAAUAGAUACCUCAUCAAAAAUAUAGAGAGGACUUUGGAUAUGACAAUGAUAUUUAUAUAUAACAAUAAAGAUAUCACCUGUGAAAGAAAUAAUGGUUAAGCUUGUCCUCAUUAAAAUUUAAAGUUUCUGGCUGCAAUAGGCUCUGUCAACAUUGUGAGGACAAGCCAUAGACUGGGAGAAAAUACUGGAAAAUACAUAUUUGAUAGAGGGCUGUUUAUGCAAAAUUUACCCAAAAAGCCUCUUAAAAUUCAAUAAUAAAAAAAUGAACAACCUAAAUAAAAAGUGAGAAGAUGAUUCCACAGACACCUCCCCAAAGGUUGAAAUAUAGGAGGAAAAUAAGUAUAUGAAAAUAUGUUCAGCAUCAUUGUCUUUAGGUGACCACAAAUUAAAACAGUGCGCUACAACUAUGCACAUGCUCAUUUACACUCAUUUGUAAAACAUUGACACACCACUUGCUAGAGAUAAUGCAGAGCAACAGGAACUCUGAUACUCUCAUUUAUUGCUAAUGGUAAAACAAAAUGAUAUAAUCACUUUGGAAGACAUUUUGCACUUCUUAAAAUCUAAAUAUAGUCUUCUGUAUGAUCCAGAAAUUGCAGCCCCUGAUGUUUACUCAAGUGAUUUGAAAACUCAUGUCCACAAAAAAUUGCAUGCAAAUAUUUCAUAGAAGCUUUAUUGAUAAUCAUGAAAAACUAAAAGUAUCCAAGCUGCUCCUAUAUAGAUGAAUGGAUGAAUAAAGUGUGGUCCAUUGAUACAUUCACUGAGAGAAAGAAAUGAGCUAUCAAACAAUGAACAGACAUGGAUGACUCAAAUCAAUAUUUAUAACUGAACGAAGCAUUUGAAAAGGUAACAUACUGUAUGACUCCAGAUAUAUGAUCUUCUAGAAAAAGAAAAGCUAUACAAAAUGCAAAAAGAUCAAUGGUUUCCAAGGAUUGUUGAGAGAAAGAGAAGCUUACAUAGGUGAGGUGAAUGAGGACUCCAGGCAAAGAGCCUAUUCUGUAUAUAAUUCAAAUGGUGAAUUCAUAGUACUAUGCAUUUGUCAAAAUUCAUAGAUCAUUGCAUUACAAAGAGUAAAUUUUAAUUUAUCAAAAUGUUUGAAAAUAAUUUAAGUGGUUAAGGGAUCAUGGAAUGAAAUGUGGAAAAUGACCCCCCUGAAAAAAUAACAGUAUUUUCAAUGUUUGCAAUAAUCUUACUAAAGGUGAUAGGACUGAACAUUAUUGACCUAAGAAACUUAAGAAAUGACUGAAAUCUCUAAGACCAAAAAAAAAAGCAUAUAUAAGUACUACAUUCUGGUUAAUAAAGUAGUUUCCCAUCAUGGUAUAGAUCAAUAAUUCUGGUAAUGUAUGUAUGUAGGUAGGUAUUGAACAAGUAAAUGGGUGGUAGAUGAUGAAGCCAGAAUUCUCAGUUUUGCAGUGGGAGGUUAUAAAGAAGAACAAGCUAUUACAAUCUAUGUAGUCAUGAAGUAUCAUAUAAGUAUGGACCCAUUUUUAGCUUAAUAUAGAUUCAGGAAGUAACACAGAGUAAUAUUUGCAUACACAUAUUUAUGCACAGGUUAGUAGGCUCACAUAUAUUUCCUGGUUCUAUCCUCCUAUAGGAUCAAGAAGCAGUGACACCACAGUAGAACGAACACACCCAGAGCUGAGUACUUGGUUCCUAAUACCAUUCUCCAAUAAAAGGAACCAGGUAUCAGUGGAGAAAUGUCAGAUUAGAUGGAUGUGGUAAGGAAUACACAAGCUGACCCUAAAGCAUCUCAUAGGUCCAGAAAAGAAAUAAUUUUUUUUUAAAGCAAUGUAAUGUCUAUACAUCGAAGGAAACAAUAGCCAACUGGAAGAGUUCCCAGGGGCCAAAGCUGAAAAAAUUUAGCAACAAAGUAAAACAGCAUUGGGUAUAACUGAAAGUAUAAAACAAACAUCCAUGAAUCCAACUGAGAUAAAUAAAUAAUUGAAUAAAUUAAUAAAUGAGAAAGAAUAUACAGAUUACCCAUGGAAAGGAAUCCCAAAUAAUACAUAUAGAUAUUCCACCUUCAGUGGGGCAGAGCUUAAUUCCCACCCCUUUAGUGUGAGCUGCACAGAGGACUUUCCUUCUGAAGAAUAGGGUGUAGAAAGUGGAGGCUGAAGGGGCAAAGCAACUUUAUGGUGGAGAACCCUAACAGUACCUCUGCUCCCAUCGGCAGCAAUAAAUCACGUCGAGAGUAGGAAAAAAAUAACAAUUAUAAUAAAAACAGCAGACAAAUUUUGCCUGCCUCAAACUCUACUGUGAAGGAAGCAAUAUUUAAGGAAAUUUUUAAGAUAAUCAAUUUCAUGAGUUUUAUGUGUGUAUGUCAGUCUCUCAAUUUUUGCUGUAUCUUGAGAAUGUGCCUAUCUGCUGAUGAUAGGUACUCAUUUAACAAAUGUAUAACAAGCAAAACACUUGAAUAGCGGAUUUUACAUCCUUGCAACCCUUUCCUCUUGCUAUUCUUUUUUCUUUUUUCUUUUUUAGGACAACACCUGUGGCAUAGGGAAGUUCCCAGGCUAAGGGUCGAAUCAGAGCUGUGACUGCCAGCCUACACCACAGCCACAGCAACACCAGAUCUAAGCUGCAUUUGCAACCUAUACCACAGCUUAUGGCAACAUCAUAUCUUCAACCCACUGAGUGAGGCCAGGGAUUGAACCUGCAUCCGCACAGACACUGUGGUGGGUUCUCAACACAGUGUGCCACAAUGGGAAAUCCUCCUCUUGCUAUUUUCUGCUUUUUCUCCAGUUUACAUUAGUUGAAAUACACUGCCAUGGUAGACAUUUAUUUCAAGUAAAAAUAAAAUAAUAUUGACAAUAUGAAAUCCAAAAUUUCAAAGACUGCUGUUUCUUCACUGGUUAUUCCUUGCAUUAUACACCUCUCUACUUAAUACUUUAAAAAAAUAUAUUUCCCAAGGAUACCCAAUUAGAAUUAUUCAACUAAAUUUAGAGUGAACUAAUAAGAACUCUCUCCAGAGGCAUUUUAAUGCUGUUUCACUGUAAGAAUCCCCUGUGACUAUUCUGAGGAAAAGACAGAUAAAAUGAAUCUGUUUGUUUUGGAGACAAUAGUUAGAAAGCCUAGUCUUCAUAGUGGAAGGUAACGAAAGUAAAACAAGAAUUAGAACCAUAACCAUCUCUCUUUCAAAAGGUACUGAUAACCAAGUAAGAUAUUGCAUUACCAGGUUUUCCUUGCAUCUAAGGUUAGGUCACUGCUAUUUUUAUAGAAUUUGGGGGAAACCAGAGACACUAAAUGCCUGGCCUUAGACAGUGCAAUUCGGGAUAGUUCUUUACAUCCCAAGGAUUUUCUUUCUCCUGAAUUUCUACUCAUAGGCCAUGCAGCUCACUUCUUUUCUAUAGCUGUUAUUUCUUGAUUCUCAUUCAGAAGGGUCUGAGUUCCCUCCUCAUGAACUAAGAGCUCCACUUCACUAACCACCAAAACACAUGACUUUGGAGUUCCUGCUGUGGUGCAGGGGGUUCAGGGUCCAGAGUUGUCUCUGCGGUGGUGCAGGUUCAAUAUUGGUGAGGUGAGUUAAGAAGAAUCCCGCAUGGCUGCAACUGCAGCAUAGGUCGCAGGGGCAGCUCAGAUUCGAUCAAUGGCCCCAGAACUUCCAUAUGCUGUGGGUGCAGCUGAAAAAACGAAACAAAACAACCUAACUCUAUCACCUCUAUUUGCCUGUUUCACUGAAGUAACUAUUGCCCUUAUCCCACUUUCUUCUCUUCCUUUUUCUUUCACCAAUGUAGUUUUUUGGGGAGUCUUACACACAUUCCAGGCAACCUUAGUUCCUGAUUCUGCUUUGCAGGCAGUUAGAGACUAAGGACAGGGGUUCAUUUGGUUGCUACUCUCUCCCAUUUCCAGGAAUUCUAACUUCCCUCCCAAACAAGUUAGGACCAGAGGCAUUGUUUCUUAAGAAAAAACUUUGCAAUCCUACUUUAGUCUCAGCCUUUCAGAUAUAACAUGAAUUGACUUCUUGCGACGGCCCACAGAGCUUUGCCACCACGUCGCCAAGGCUUUCGUGGAUCACACGUUGUAGGAGCUCCUCAAUACCCUGCUUGUCUUCUGGAUGUAGCACCUGCCACCAGCCACUGGGACUGUCACCUUCCUGCCAGGGCCUUCUCAAUAUCAGGAAAAUGCUUUCAAUUGGUCCUAUUCUUCAGUAUGUUUCAUCUCACUCUAUACAGCCAGGAACAUUCUGCCCACCUCCACCUACACACUAUGUAAACUUCUUAUCACACAAGAAAAGCAAAGGCAGAAACAAGCUGUGAAAUCCAUGAAAUACUCCAAAAGUAAAGCAUCACACACGGACUCUCAAAUGAAAGCAACAGAAUAUUUGGGUUUGAACAGUCAGUCAAAUUACUACCACAUGGGAUUACACAAUUGUGAGUAUAUUUUUCAUUUCUCAUCUCAUCGAUUUUUUCAUUUUCUGUCAAUUUAUAACUUAGCUCAAUGAACUUUGGUUAUGAGAAUGUCUUCUAAAAAAUGAAAGGUCAUGAUUUAAUUCUCAAAAGAAUAUUAUUUGAUUACUAGUAUAUAACUAUUAAUUUUGAUGGCUCUGACCCUUUCAGUAAGUUAUUAAUUAUCUUUGUAGGCAGGAAUGACAUUAUAGACCUUGAAAAAAUUAUGGAAAAUAACUCUCGAAAAGGACAAACUUCAAAAUGUUUCAUUUUCAGAAAAAUCAUUAGAACAUGUGGUGACUGAACAUUAGAACAUGUUGUAGAGGUCUACCUAAUUUUUUUACACAUAUGAUCAAACUUUUAAAAGAAAGUGCAACACAUUUGAUAAGUAUAUUUCUAUACAAAUGUGAUUAUUAGUCCUAUCAAACUGACUCACUGUGAUCUAUAAGAUACAAGUUUUUCUGUCCUGGCUUAGAUACAUUUUCAGAACUCAGUAAAAUCUGGUUAAUAAUUUAUUAGUCCAUUAUAUUAUACAUUUUUUUAUACCAGCAGAGGAGAUUUUUAAAAAGUAAUCCUGUAUUCACUAAAUCUUGUUUCUUGUUUGCAUUUAUAAGCCUGGAAGAAGCAACUAAGAAAUGAAAAAUUACACAUCUGUAAAUGAAUUCAUACUUCUGGGAUUAACAGAUGAUCCAAAGCUAAAUGUUUUGAUUUUUCUAUUUCUAUUUUUCACAUAUAUACUGAGUAUAACUGGAAACCUGACAAUUAUCACCCUCACUCUGAUAGAGUCACACCUCAAAACUCCCAUGUAUUUCUUCCUUAGGAACUUCUCUUUCCUAGAAAUCUCAUUCACCACAGUGUGUAUUCCUCGCUUUCUGGUCAGCAUUGUAACAGGAGACAGGACCAUUUCCUAUCAUUCUUGCAUGGCCCAGGUCUUUUUCUUCAUACUCCUUGGUGCAACAGAAUUUUUCCUUCUGACUGCUAUGUCCUAUGAUUGGUACGUGGCCAUUUGGAAGCCCCUGCAUUACACCACAAUAAUGAACAGCAGAAUCUGCAACCAGCUUGUCGUUAGUUCUUGGCUGGCUGGAUUUCUCAUUAUCUUUCCACCUGUGAUCAUGGGACUUCAGCUGGAUUUCUGCGACUCCAACAUCAUUGACCACUUCACCUGUGACUCUUCUCCCAUGCUUCUAAUCUCCUGCACAGACACAGCAUUCCUAGAGCUCAUGGCAUUUUUCUUGGCAACAUUCAUGCUCAUGGUAACCUUAACACUGGUGAUUCUUUCUUAUGCAUUCAUCCUUAAAACAAUUCUGAGGAUCCCCUCUGCUGAGCAAAGGAAAAAGGCCUUUUCCACUUGCUCCUCACACAUAAUUGUUGUCUCCAUUUCUUAUGGAAGUUGCAUUUUCAUGUAUGUUAAAACUUCCGCCAAAGAAGGAGGGGCUUUGACCAAGGGGAUAGCAGUCUUAAUACCUCUGUUGUCCCAAUGCUAAAUCCUUUUAUUUACUCCCUAAGGAACCAGCAGGUAAAGGAGUCCUUUAAGAAGCUGGUCAAAAAAUGCUUCUUAGAUAAAUUUUAAUCAGACAGAAAUUCAUGCCUUGAACUUUAUGUGGAACUGACGUCUAACACAACUAUUAAUAUUAUAUUUCUCCAUCUGAUAUUAUUUUCAACUUCCUUGUCCUUCAGGUUUUAUUCUCCUUUUAUUGCUUUUGAUCUCACUUACUUCACCUAUAUUUUUAUUUAAUUUUUAAGAUCAACAUGAGUACUUUUAUUUGUCUGUAAUAAUUAGACCUCACACCUUGCAAUGGGAUCUAGGAACCAAGAGUGUUUCCUAGUUUAACUAAGGAUAAUGCCAUUAUAUCACUUAUCUUUUUAUAUGUACAUACCCUGAAAUUUUUCUGAGCUUGAGUGAUUUGAUAUAACAUAAAUGAGAAUGGGAAUUUAAUAAAAAUUCCAGAAUUUAGUUUUAAUAAUCACUGAAGGACUUUCUUUCUGAACAUUAAUAAAGAGUUACAGAAAAGUUAUCAUUAAGGAAUUCUAAAAAGAUGAUUUCUCCCAGGACAUAAGCAUGAGGUAUUAAAAUAAAUAGAUCUUAAGAGUUCCCACUGUGGCUCAGUGGGUAAAGAA
Molecule: messenger RNA, 6583 nt
Organism: Sus scrofa (pig)
Lineage: Eukaryota; Metazoa; Chordata; Mammalia; Artiodactyla; Suidae
Source: RefSeq, a predicted model, not a curated record